CUUUUGCAGAAUCAUAUCCGAGAUAAGCACAACUCAACUCUCUUUCUUUACUUGGAGGCCAGUGUGGAUAAGCAAAUUCAAACCCUUGUCUUGUGGUGAUAAUGGAAACUCUGCGUCUUGGAAACCCACCUCUCAACUCUCUCUGCUUCUCACACACUGAUUACCAGAGACAACAUUGCAGGAAGCUAUUGAGCUCAACGCAUUGUCUCAAUUUCUCGGAACCAUCUGCUCUAAAAUUCAGACCCUUUUAUGGAACUCGUUCCAAGUGUUUGAGUAGUAUUCGAAUGCAAGCAGUUGAAGAAGAUUAUGAGUUGAAGCAAAUGAAGGAUAUGGCUGCUGCUAGAAAGAGAUGGGAAGCUCUGGUCAGGGAAGAAAAAGUCAAAGUUCUGACACCAAGGGAAGCUGGAUAUGCUAUGCAACUCUCUCAUAAAACCGUACUAGAUGUUCGUCCCUCUACAGAGCAUGAAAAGGCAUGGGUUAAAGGGUCAACAUGGAUUCCGAUAUUUGAGGUUGAUAAUAAAAUUGAUGCUGGAACACUUUCCAGAAAGGUCACAAACUUCAUGAUGGGAGGUUGGUGGAGUGGUGUGCCUACGUUGUCAUAUGAUGACCAAUUUUUAUCAAAAAUUGCAGAGAAAUUCCCAAAAGACACAGACCUUAUUGUUGCAUGCCAGAAGGGAUUGAGAUCUCUAGCAGCAUGUGAGCUACUGUAUAAUGCCGGUUACAGAAACCUUUUCUGGAUUCAAGGGGGUCUGGAGGCUGCUGAAGAAGAGGAUCUUGAAAGGGAAGGUCCCCAGCCUUUUAAGCUUGCUGGAAUUGGUGGGGUUUCAGAGUUCCUUGGUUGGACUGAUCAACAAAGAGUCGCAGCUGCCAAAGAGGGUUGGGGCUACCGAUUAGUUUUCUCUGCCCGUCUGGUUGGAGUCGUUCUUGUUGCUGAUGCUUUGUUUAUCGGGGCACAGCAAGUUGGCCGUUAUCUUCAGGAUAUAAGGUCUCACUGAGUGUUUAUGACAAGACCUGAAGUAUUUAUAACCUCUGGAGAUGACAUUUUUGGGAUCCAAAACACCCAAUUUUGGAAACUAGACAACACCAUUCAAAAGCUGUUCUCAAAUUAGUCUUUUAGUUCCAAGACGCUCCAUCAAGAUACGUUUAGCCAAUUGAGUUGUAUUUGUGCAUGAUUCUGCCAUAUGCGGGAAGUGAGUUGUGCUUUAUAGAUUUUGUUAAAUGUUUGUAAGAGAGCGUAUAAUUAACUGGUUGUGGACAUGUAGAUUUAACUACCAAGUAAUAUAUCGCGACUUAUGCCGCCCAAUUAUUCAUCUUA
Molecule: messenger RNA, 1315 nt
Organism: Camellia sinensis
Lineage: Eukaryota; Viridiplantae; Streptophyta; Magnoliopsida; Ericales; Theaceae
Product: Rhodanese/Cell cycle control phosphatase superfamily protein
Source: RefSeq, a predicted model, not a curated record